AUGAUGGCUAAAUCUCAGUCCAAGUAUAAACAUUUUGAUGAUAUUAUUGCAGAAAUUGACCAGGAGUGUGACACAGAAGGAAUGGAUGAGGACUCUGUGAGUGACCACAGUUAUGAUUCCAGCGCGGAAGAAAUGUUUUUGGAAGGAAAAGAUCCACUUUUAGACCAUGCCAGGGACUCGGAUGAACAAUGGGAACCCACAAUGUCAAGGUGUCCAUCCCCCACUAAUUCAGACGCUGAAGCUGGUUCAUCCAGCCGGACCCCUGCUGUCUCCUGCUCCACACCUUCCCCCGCCCGGCCAUCUAGAGGUGUGAAGAGGCCAGCCCAGAAGCGGAGGAGGGCCAGUGAACCAGCGGCAACUACCACCGAGGCAGAGGACCGUUGGCACACUGUGCUAGAAGAUGAUGUGGAGCCACUUCCACCAACAUUUAGACCGAAAAGGCAGCCAGGACCUCAGCUGGACAUGACUGCAAAGUACAGCCCCCUUCAUCUUUUCCAGAUGUUUUUCUCCUUGUCAGUUCUUGAUUCGCUGGUUUCUAACACCAACAAGUAUGGGGCUAAGACACAAGCAGGCAAGAAAGAGGCAUGGAAGCCCAUUUCCAUCCAAGACCUGUACUGUUACAUCUCACUGGUUAUUUACAUGGGGUUUGUGAAGUGUAAAAACCUCAAGGACUACUGGAGAACGUCAACACUCUACCAACUGCCUUUCCCCUCCACUGUCAUGUCUUCUAAAAGGUUUCUGACUAUCUCGCAGGCGCUUCAUAUUAGUGACCCACAAGUUGACGACGACAAUGACAAGAAGAGAGGGCUCGUCGCCGACGGCAGAGAAGAGGUAUUCAGAGUGGACUUCUAG
Salvelinus namaycush (lake trout) is the source of this 852-nucleotide messenger RNA. Its product is annotated as piggyBac transposable element-derived protein 2-like. NCBI's taxonomy places the organism in Eukaryota, Metazoa, Chordata, Actinopteri, Salmoniformes, Salmonidae. The record is from RefSeq and is a predicted model, not a curated record. The transcript is spliced from 3 exons. Bases 1 to 852 code for a protein of 283 amino acids.